AUGCAUUGGUCGGCUCCGCUACUUUGCUUGGUGACAGGCGGGCUUGCAGCUCUGCAGGCGGAUAAGCACUAUGCCAUCAUGGACAAUGAUUGGUAUACAGCGGGUUUUGUUCCGUACCUGGUUGCCCUAGACGGCGAUGUGGAAAUUCUAGGCCUGGCCUCGGAUACGGCAAACAGCUGGCAACCCCAAGGCGCCCUCCACGCUGUGGCAACCCUAGAAGCAGGAAAUCUAAGCUGCAUCCCCGUCUACGCAGGCGCCACAUGGCCACUCAUAAACACACCACAACGGUUCCAAGCCUGGGAAACAAUCCACGGCAAACUCCCCUGGGAAGGCGCUUUCGCGCCCGAGAACAAAACCCUCGAAGCCGAGGGCAAUGAUCCCACCUCCGGCGACCCCAAUCGCAUUGUCAAGGAGGCGUUCAAGGAGGGAUUCCCUAAAGGCCGACCGGAGAACUCGACAUCCGCGGCGAACUUUAUGGUCGAAAUGGUUCACAAGUAUCCUGGCCAGGUAUCUAUCUACUCGGCCGGAGCAUUGACGAAUAUCGCGCUGGCAGUGCGUAUGGAUCCGAUGUUCGCGUCGCUUGCUAAGGACCUUGUUAUUAUGGGUGGAUAUGUUGAUUUGAAUAUGCUUGAGGCGACGGGAAGUAUUAUGCUUGCUGAUUAUCAGUCUGAUAUCAACCUCAUGAUCGACCCCGAAGCAUCGAAGAUUGCCUUGACUGCUGAUUUCCCAAACAUCACCAUCGCUGGUAAUGUUGCUAAUCAGGUCUUCCCCACAAAAGAGUUCAAGGCAGAGGUACUUUCCGUGCCAAACCCCUACAGCGAGCUCUUUGAUAAAUAUUACGAUCUCUCGUUCCCUUUCUGGGAUGAAACGGCUGCUGCGUUGAUGGUUGAUCCAACCAUUUCCGUCAACCAGACCUCAGUGUUCUUGGAUGUGGAUACCUCCUACGGAAGCCCCAACUACGGCAAUAUCCAUGUUUACCAGAAGGCUCUCGCGCCCCAGGGAAUCCGCGAGGUGAACUAUGUCUUUGAGGUUGAUGCCGAGAGACUUAAGCAGCGGAUUAAGCAUGCUUUGCAAUAUCCCAAAUCUUGUGCUGAUUUGCAGUAA
This is a messenger RNA of Penicillium canescens, 1104 nucleotides long. RefSeq lists its product as uncharacterized. The coding region runs from base 1 to 1104 and encodes 367 amino acids. Gene Ontology annotation, molecular function: hydrolase activity, hydrolyzing N-glycosyl compounds. Lineage: Eukaryota; Fungi; Ascomycota; Eurotiomycetes; Eurotiales; Aspergillaceae. The transcript is spliced from 4 exons. The record is from RefSeq and is a predicted model, not a curated record.